This is a messenger RNA of Trichosurus vulpecula (common brushtail), 1226 nucleotides long. RefSeq names its product BCL2 interacting protein 1 (gene BNIP1). Gene Ontology annotation, cellular component: SNARE complex; endoplasmic reticulum. The record is from RefSeq and is a predicted model, not a curated record. Gene Ontology annotation, biological process: retrograde vesicle-mediated transport, Golgi to endoplasmic reticulum. Bases 40 to 723 code for a protein of 227 amino acids. The transcript has 6 exons. Gene Ontology annotation, molecular function: SNAP receptor activity. Lineage: Eukaryota; Metazoa; Chordata; Mammalia; Diprotodontia; Phalangeridae.
UGUUUUGUCCUCUACGAAGGUCCGUAGCCGGUCCCCAAGAUGGCGACUACCCUGGAUGUCCACGUCCGGAUGUGUAACCAAGAGAUUGUCAUAUUCGACUUGGAGGUUAAAGCGUUUAUCCAGGAUAUCCGGGAUUGCUCAGGACCAUUGAGCACACUUACAGAACUAAAUGCCAAAGUGAAGGAGAAAUUUCACCAUCUACGGCUCAGAAUACAGGAGCUUGAGCAGAUGGCUAAAGAACAGGAUAAAGAAUCUGAGAAACAAGCUCUGCUCCACGAAGUUGAGAAUCAUAAAAAGCAGAUGCUCAGCAAUCAGACUGCAUGGAGGAAAGCAAAUCUUGCUUGUAAAAUUGCAAUUGACAAUUUAGAAAAAGCAGAACUUCUUCAAGGGGGUGACAUGAGGCAGAGAAAAACUACUAAGGAGACCCUGGCACAGACUUCCAGUAACAUCACAGAAAGCUUGAUGGGCAUCAGCAGAAUGAUGUCCCAGCAGGUUCGCCAGAGUGAGGAAGCAAUGCAGAUUUUAGCAAAUUCUUCUCGAACUAUCCUGGAUGCAAAUGAAGAAUUUAAGUCUAUGUCAGGAACUAUCCAGUUGGGACGAAAGCUCAUCACAAAAUACAACCGAAGAGAACUGACAGACAAGCUGCUUAUUUUUCUUGCUCUUGCUCUCUUUCUGGCUACUGUACUUUAUAUCCUAAAAAAGAGGCUUUUUCCAUUUUUAUAAGAUUUAUAAGACCAUCUUUUCUUUUGACAACCAGUUAUGAUUCUUCUGUUCCUCUGAGUUCAGCCAGUGCUGCCAGCUCAAACUACAAGGAUGUCAGGUUUGUUUAUUUAAAUUGUUCAGUGUCUUAAAUGGAAAUGCCCUGGGUUUUGCCAGCAUUCUUUCAUAAGGGGUUAGAGAGAAGAUUUGAAAGGAAACGUUGGCUUGGAAAGCUUACAAAGACGUUGAAAUUCUGAGAUUCCCAAACCCAUGAUCUGCUAUGACUGAGCAGUUUAUGAGUACCUGAUAUAUGUUCUGGGGCUGCCUUUGUGUAUUUGACAGACAACUACUUUAUUCCCUCCUUCCCACCUAGAAUGCCUUGAGUUCUAGAUUGGAGAGAACUAAAAGGGAAGAAAGAUGAGAUGGGAAGAAAGACCAUAGAUUUUUAUCCAUUACUUCUUAAUAAAUUUGACAGUAUUAUUAGAACAAAGUGCAAUCUUAUUGUAUAAAAUGUCACUAUGGGACUA